AUGUUAAGAGAAAAAACCAACAGUAAACCACAAAAUAAUCAUAAACAAAACAAAAGAGACUGUUAUACAAAGACAGAACAAUUACCAGAUGAAAUAGUACAAAAUAGUACGCAAUGUAGUAAAAGUACUGUAGGUACAAGUACAACAGAAAAUUCAAAUUCGUUUGAAAAUAACCCGAAUGAACCCUCUUUAUCAGACAUAACCAGAAAUAAUCCUAAGAUAUAUAAAGCAAUGUAUACUAUGUUUUAUACAAUUUUAUUUCUUGUUGGGGCUAUAAACCUUCUCCUUUCUGCUCCUGUGAGUUUAGUUGAAGUAUUCAAUGAUAAAUUACAGAUAGGGAAAUAUUUAUUGAAUAUUCCAGAAUGUAACGGAUUACCAGAAAUGGAAAUGAUAAAUUGUAUAAAAAACGAAAAAAUAACUGAAUUUCCAGAAAUGGCAAUUGAUAAAUUUUUAUCGAGUAGAUUAUUUCAUGAGUCACAUACACCAGAAAGGUUCGAACAUAAUUUAAAGAUUUUAAAUACUUUAGGUAUGAUUUUGAUUUCUACAGGUAAAAUUUUAGGUAAUAUUUUUUAUUUGUGUUUAAAUAACUAUUUUCCUACUAUAACAAAUAAUUUAACGGUUAUUUUUAUGCAAAUUUUUACAUUUACCACUAUUCCAAUGCUUUUCAUACACUGUUCUAUGAUUAAUGAAUAUUUACCAGAUUUGUAUACGCAGUCUAUAAUAAGUCUUAUAACAAAAGUAUUCCUUGGUAUAAAUAUAUCACUAGGUGGGAUUCUGCUGGAUUUAGGACUAAUUAGAAUGACUAGAAUGAAUUUAGGGUUAAUUCGGGUAGAUAAAGAGUAUUUAAUGAAUGCGUAUAGUGCUGUUAGGAUAGUCUCAGGAUGUCUUGGAUUCUUAUUUCCUGUUGUAUUUAGUUAUAUCUACUAUAACUUAAACCCAGAAUUAGGUAUUUUUAUUAUUUCAGUAUUAGUGUUUAUGCCGUUAAUUACUGUUUACUGCCUGAAAAAGGCACUUAAUAAGAUAGAGUAUAAUACACCACAUAGUAUAAAUAAUGAAACAAUUACAGACACAAAUGUACAGGAAGAGAGUACAGAACUUAUAAUGCAAAAUAUUCCAGCUAAUUCGGGUCCUUUAGACGAAUCUAUUGAAAUGGAAGAAUUAGGAAAUGUUCAUGGGAAUACAAUACAGUCUGUAAGAAACAAUAAUAGUAAUGAAAAUACAUUAAAGCCCGAAACAACCCGAAAUAUUCUACAGAAGAUAUUGUACGGCCUACAAAAACUCUUGGAAUACUUUCCUAUUAUAACCUUAUUAUUUCCUAUUUCAUUCUUUAUGACAGGAAUUAAUAUUUUUAUAUUCUAUAAAGAGAGUAUAAUUGCAUCUACUUUAGGAAUAUUCCCACUUAUAGUACUGUCUGCCCCACUAGUCGGUGGAUUAUUAGCAUUAUUUGCCCCUCUUCGUAUAAAACAGUCUAUGAAAAUAUUUAUAGGAUUUACCAUAAUAGGAAUAUGUCAGUUAUUGUUUUUUAUUAUAAAAACUAACGAUUUAUUAUCUGAAGAUAUCCUAUCAAAAUAUUUAAUAAUAAGCGUGUCCCUUAUGUUAAUAGUAAUAGUAUACUUAUUAACCCCAUUACUGGGUAUACUGCCGGUACUAAUUAAUCCAUCUGGUAAUUUUAUUGCUAUAUACGGAUUAUACCAGCAGAUAAUGGACAUUAUAAUAUUUUUUAUUUUAUCAAAAAUAUUUCAAUCGAUUGGCAAGGAUUUUAUUCUUGUUUGUGGAAUAUUUUCUAUUCUCAGUGGGAUAGGAUUAAAAAUAAUAAUUCCUAAUGAAUUGUAA
Molecule: messenger RNA, 1833 nt
Organism: Nematocida parisii ERTm1
Lineage: Eukaryota; Fungi; Microsporidia
Exons: 1
Coding region: 1-1833 (610 amino acids)
Source: RefSeq, a predicted model, not a curated record